CGCCUUGGGAGCCCAGUCUUCCUGAGGUUUCAGGGUACCCUGAACCGGAGCGUUGGGAAGCGAAGGUUGGAGCUGCGAGAGGAGGUGACACCAGUGCUGGUCGGACCCGAGGAAGAUCGGAAGGCACCAGGGUGGAGGUCUGCGGGGAUCAGACCUUGAGGUCGCGGGUCUGGGCGGGAGCACGUGCGGGUGGGAUCGCUUAGGUGAGGGCGGUGGGGCCAGAGUUUGAGCCGGAUUCCAGAUCCACUCUGGAGAAUCUGGGAUUCAGCGAACAGACGGAGAGCGUGGGCAGGAGCCGGCGCCCGGGGGCCCUACGCUGGGAGAUGCGGGUGCACCUGGGCGCUCUGGCGGGAGCGGCGGCGCUGAGCGGGGCUCUGAGCUUCGUGCUGCUGGCAGCCGCCAUCGGCACCGACUUCUGGUACAUCAUCAACACGGAGAGGCUGGAAAGGAGCAGCCAGAGGGUGCGGGACCAGGGACCGGCCAACCGCAGCCAGCAAGAGCCUCUGAGCUCACACUCCGGACUCUGGAGGACUUGCCGGGUCCAGAGCUCCUGCACGCCUUUGAUGAACCCUUUCUGGCAGGAGAAUGUGACGGUCAGCGACUCCAGCAGACAGCUUCUCACUAUGCACGGGACAUUUGUGAUCUUGUUGCCACUCAGUCUGAUCGUGAUGGUGUUUGGGGGGAUGACCGGGUUCCUGAGCUUCCUCCUCCGAGCUCACCUCCUACUGCUGCUCACUGGGACCCUCUUUCUCUUUGGAGCCAUGGUGACCCUCACUGGAAUCAGCAUCUAUAUCGCGUACUCCGCAGCUGCCUUCCGAGAGGCAGUAUGCCUCUUGGAGGAGAGGGCCCUGCUGGAUCAGGUGGACAUACGCUUUGGCUGGUCCCUGGCCCUCGGCUGGAUUAGCUUUGUCUCUGAGCUGCUCACUGGGGUAGUCUUCCUGGCAGCGGCUCGUGUGCUCAGCUUGAGCCAGAGGCAGGACCAAGCCAUCUGAUUUUGGUCAACCCAGAAGGCGCAGGGCCUUUUGGACCCAUCUCAGCGAAUGGCACCCCUUUCUUCUUUAAAUACCACUGAUAGAGGCCUGUCUUUGUGUUAUUUGGGCUGCCCAUUCUGCUGUGAUGUGCGCAUGCGUGUGCCUCUGGUGGACCGGAAGGGGAGAGGGAGUGUGGAACCCGUAUCUCCUGAAAUAAACGCCAAUCCUAGUCACCCG
Molecule: messenger RNA, 1208 nt
Organism: Mastomys coucha (southern multimammate mouse)
Lineage: Eukaryota; Metazoa; Chordata; Mammalia; Rodentia; Muridae
Gene: Tmem114
Product: transmembrane protein 114
Exons: 5
Coding region: 324-992 (222 amino acids)
Cellular component (GO): apical plasma membrane
Source: RefSeq, a predicted model, not a curated record